AAUGUUCUGACUUGCUCUAAGAUGAAGGUAUGGAAGUUUGCAGCCAUUGCAUCGAUGCUCCUCAGUUCCAUGUUAUCCAUUUUAGUUUGUAGAGACAUGUUCAACGGAAGCCGGAAAUACAGCCCCUUGCCUUCCUCGCUGUCUUCCUCACGGGCAUCACACUCCUCCUCCUCCUCCUCUUCUACCUCCUUCUCCUCCCUGCCGGCGGCUCCACGGAGAUCCCCACGGGCCCUGCAACGCCACAGCUCGCUGCUCUCCCACUACAGCAGCUUGCUGGAGAGCUACACGGAGGGGGAGAUCCGUCAGCUGGUGUCGGCGCUGGUGGAACGCUACAGCCAGGCCAUGAACUCGGGUGGGCACGAGCUGCCGCUGUUCCCCCGCGCCGGCAGCCGCCGCAAACGCGCCCGCGCCCGCCACAAACCCUGCGCCCUGAAGGAGCUGGAGGUGAGCGUCAGCGAGCUGGGCCUGGGCUACGAGUCCGACGAGACGGUGCUUUUCCGCUACUGCAGCGGCACGUGCGAGGCGGCCGUCCGCAGCUACGACCUCUCGCUCAAGAGCAUGAGGAGCAAGAGGAGGAUCAAGAAGGAGAAGGUCCGGGCUCGGCCUUGCUGCCGGCCGCUGGCCUACGAUGACGACGUCUCCUUCCUGGACGCCUACAACCGCUACUACACCGUCAACGAGCUGUCGGCCAAGGAGUGCGGCUGCGUGUGAAGGGCCGGGACCGACCCCCUUGGGGAGGAGAGGAC
Molecule: messenger RNA, 746 nt
Organism: Colius striatus (speckled mousebird)
Lineage: Eukaryota; Metazoa; Chordata; Aves; Coliiformes; Coliidae
Gene: NRTN
Product: neurturin
Exons: 2
Coding region: 22-711 (229 amino acids)
Molecular function (GO): glial cell-derived neurotrophic factor receptor binding; receptor tyrosine kinase binding; growth factor activity
Source: RefSeq, a predicted model, not a curated record